Wickerhamiella sorbophila is the source of this 747-nucleotide messenger RNA. Its product is annotated as putative FAD synthase. The coding region runs from base 1 to 747 and encodes 248 amino acids. NCBI's taxonomy places the organism in Eukaryota, Fungi, Ascomycota, Dipodascomycetes, Dipodascales, Trichomonascaceae. The record is from RefSeq and is a predicted model, not a curated record. Gene Ontology annotation, biological process: FAD biosynthetic process. The transcript has a single exon. Gene Ontology annotation, molecular function: FMN adenylyltransferase activity.
AUGAAAAAUAACAUCGUGGAGCCGCAUCCAGCGUACCUGCGGUCUGCGGAGCUUGUGGAGGGGUUUCUGCAAGAUCCCAAGGCUAGUGAAGAGGUGAAACAGCAAGUGCAGCUGUCACUAGACAUUAUCGACGAUGCUCUGAAGCAGUACAGCCUGGACGAGUUAGCACUGUCGUUCAAUGGCGGGAAAGACUGCCUGGUCAUGCUUGUUCUGAUUCUGGCACAAAUGCAUAGGAGGCAUGGGAAAGAGAGUUCCCAGAAGCUGGGGGCCCUCGGCGCCGUCUAUGUCAAAGUGGUCGACCCGUUUCCCCAGGUUGACGACUUUGUAGCCCAGUGUGCAAAAGAGUACCCGCUGGACAUAUAUGCGGACAAUCUGCCUAUGAAAGGUGCACUCGCAAACUAUUUACACAAGAACCCGCAUGUCAAAGCCAUCUAUGUUGGCAUUCGUCGGGCAGACCCCUACGGCGAGUCCCUGAAAUACAUCCAGCGGACUGACCAUGGAUGGCCGGACUUUAUUCGCAUCCAUCCGGUCCUCGAGUGGACUUAUACACAGAUUUGGGAGUUCUUAAUCCAGACUGGCGUCAGCUACUGCAGUCUUUACGACGCGGGAUACACAUCUCUGGGUGGAGUAACUACAACUGUGCGCAAUCCUGAGCUCGCAAACGAUGAUGGAUCCUAUAGACCAGCCCACUCGAUGAAGGAUGGAAGCAAGGAGCGCGUUGGGCGUUUUUCCGCGACAACAAAAUAG